AUGCCGCUACCGUACAUAGACACGCCGCGGACCGAGAUCGACGGAAACGCGACCUAUUUGACAAACGGUCUGCGAAGCGCCUACCGUGGCAACUUAUCUGCAUUGGACUCGGUUGAAAACUCUUUUCAGACACCAUCGAAAGAUGAAGACAUCAUAAAGACUUUGGAGGCCCGAAGACGCGCUUCCAAUGGAGCAAACCAAACACCGCGCGCACCUGGUACCGGAGUCAGAAAUUCACGAAUCGCCCUCAAUGAUCGACGGACACUGCCAGCAAAUCCGCCACCAAAGGGUGAAUUCACCCCCAUGAUGCGAAGCGUGACGCGGAAUAACUACCUUCGAAAUAUGUCAGCCGUGAGAGCUAGUACCGGUCCCAAAACGCCAGCCUAUCUCAAAGACGGCUAUCGAAGUAACGGCAAUACCCCGGGGCUUCCACAAAUUGAUGCAACCAACAUUUACGAGGAUGGAGUAAAUUCUUCAAUGGCCAUGGAAGAUGUAACGCCUUUGCCUCAGGUUGCUAGCAGUAGUGCGCGAAGUACACCGUUGCCAUCUAUGUCGCGCAAAGGAGGCCUCGGACUGUUGAGCUCUGACCAGAAUAUGUUGUCUUUGAAAGAACAAGAAAAUGCUAUCGACAAACUAGACAAGGAGAAUUUCGGACUGAAGAUAAAAAUUCACUAUCUGCAAGAGCAACUCGAAAAAGCCGGUCCAGCGUAUAAUCAAGCGGCGUUAAAGGAAAAUACCGAGUUGAAAGUGGCCCGACUUACCAUGCAACACGAAAUUUCUCGCUAUAAGAAGAAUCUCCACCACGCUGAACGUGACCUAGAAGCAUAUCGUUUACAGCUACAAGAACUUCGGGAGAAGGCCAAACGCAGACAAGCUGACGAAGCGAUGCAGCGUGAGAUGGAAUAUUUGCGCGAAGAAAUCGCAACUCGAGAGACCCAAGUCAACAACCUCCAGGAAGAACUACGGAAUGCCAAAGAAAGCGAGUCUGAGGAGGUGGAGCGGCUGCGUGAUGAGAUCGAAGACCUGGAAGCAACAGUUCGUGAAAAGGAACGCAUGAUUGAUGAGAAGGAUGAAGUAAUAGAAACCCUAAAAGAAGAUGAGGAUAAAGAUGGCAACGCGGUCGCUGAACUGGAGGCCGAGUUGCAUCGGGCAAAACAACAAUUGGAAGAGUUCCAGAACGAUUUAGAAAAGGCCAGGACAGACGUACACGAGGCCAACCGCAAUCGAGAACAAGCCAUUGAAGAAAGGGAGAAGGCGGAGGAAAAUCUCAAAGAACUUCAGGAUGAAAUGGCAAACAAGUCAUUUUAUACGAAAGGUCUCAGUCGCCAACUCGAAGAGAAGACUGAAGAUCUUGAAAAGGAGCUUGAUCGAUUGCGCCAGGAACAUGCUGAUCUGAAGGAAGACUAUGCGGCCAAGGAGCGUCGAGAGGAAAUGCUUGAAGGCCAAAUAGAAGAACUUCAAGAGGACCAUAGGUCAGCAUUGGAAAAACUUCGCAAUGAAGCCGAUCAUGCUCAACGGCAGAGUGAUCAAUAUCUCUCAGAGCGGGAUGAGGCUCUGGGCCGAUUAAGACAAGUUCUUGACGACCUGGAUCGCAAGACUGAUGAGAAAGAGCUCCUUCAGACGCGUCAACAUGCCCUAACGGAUGAGUCAGCUGGCUUACAGAGGGAGCUGGCGAACGCUCAAUCUACAAUUCGGCAACUUGAGCAAGAACUAGAAGACGAAAAACAACGCGGCCUUGACAGCAAUCAUAGUCUUCGAAUGCAACAUAAGGAAGAAUUAGAGCGAUUAAGUGAAGAGAUCAUGUCCUUACAUCAGGAAAUUGAAGACAAAGAAGGACAGUUUGCACUUGACCAAGACCGUUGGGAAAGUGCAAAACGUACUCUGCAAUCACAAAAGGAACGAGUAGAGGAACAAGCCGCUGGAUUCCGACGCACUAUCGAAAAGCUUCAAGAUGUAGAAUUGACCGUUUCUGGACGCGAAGCCAAACUUCAGGAAGUGAUUGAUAGCGAAAAGGAACGUCAUCUACAGGAAGAGGCUGUCUUGAACCGCCAGAUCAAGGAGCUAGGUGAAGAUAUAGCAUCUAAGAGACAAGUCGUCAGCGAACAACGGAGCGAAUUACUUACGAUCAAGGAAGAGCUUCGGGUUGCUCGCCGUGAAGAGGGAGUUCUCAAAGAGAAAGUUCAAGCCUUGGAGGACGAAAUUUCAAUUUUACGUGCAAGCCUGCAAGAAGAAAAGGAGUACUCGAAGGAUAAAACCCUCAACAGAGUAUCUGACCAAGACAAGCAAUUGCAAAAGGCUUUGGCCGAGCGUCAAACUCUUCGAGAUCAACUCGCCAGUGCAAACCUUGAACUACACAAUUUACGCACCUCCGCUGCGGAGGCCGGGGCUGAACGCGAUUUGCUUCAAAAUGAGCUUAACCAAGUUCAGAGCAAAACUCAUGGAAGUAGCAACUUUGAUCACGAGAAAGUUGAGCUCCGAAAAGCUAAGCUCCGACUCGAAAAUGAGCUUCAGCGGCUGAAGGACGAGAAGACAGCCUUAGUAGAAGCGCGGAAAUCAGUUGAGGAAGCAUUAAACACAGAGAUUGAACGUUCUACAGCAGAAGAAAAUCGACUGUCAAGCGAAAUAGUUCAAUUACAAGAUAAAGUACACGAAAGAUCUGGAGUUCGGGAUCGUGAAUUGACCGCAGCGAAGGGCAAGAUUCAACAAUUAGAAAGGAGAAUAUUGGAGCUCGAAAAUUUGCUAGACCAACAACAACAACCAGUAAAUGGGGAUGGAUCAACUGUCGGUGCGGACAUUCAAUGGCUACAUCAGAGUCUCGACGAGGCCCGAAAGCGAGAGAAAACGCUGCUCGAACGAGAAAUUGAACACAAGAAAUCCAUACGUGAAUUGAGAAAUCGAAUAUCAGAAUUGGAAGGAGCUCUCCAUGAAGCUCAGAUGCAAAAGUUGAAUAUACCAUCGCCUGAAAGGUCAUCAUCCGACAGUCUGCAGGAAGAAGUGCGGACGAUGCGUACAAGGCUAAAGGAGGCACAUAGGAUUGUCAUUGAACUCAAAACAAAGAACCGAGAGUUGGAAAGAGGGGCAAUUCGAGCAGAGGACCGGAAGGACCUCCACGAAUUGCUGAAGUCAUCCACACUCCAGGCUGAGUCGCUCGAACUAAGACUUUCCGAGAGGGAGGCUCAAGUAAACGAUCUUAAAGCAUCGCUUCGAAGGAUCCGUGAAGAACGUUCUGCGGCGCUGAAAAAGUCAGAAAAAGCCAAUCGAGAAUGCGAAGCUCUUCAAGAGCAAUACAAUAUACUCAUGGAUGAUGUAAAUUCCAAAGCAAGCCGGAAGACUCGCCACGAUAAGGAAAUUCGCGGGCUUGGAAAGGAAAUUGUCUGGCUUAGGUCAAGGUUGAGGAGAGAAGAGAAGUUCCGUCAUGAUUUGGCAUGGAGCAAAGGGCUCAUGGAACUUGGCGAAAGAGUUCGAGCAGCUUGCAAUGAGGCGGAUCUUCACAUGAUUGCUCAGAUGGGUAUCCACGCACCUGAGCCCAAGAAAGUUCACGAUGCACGUCGUAAGAUCCGCACAGCAGGCCUUGCGGUGAUAGCAACGGUUCGGAUGCAGCGCAUGAGUCAAGAAUGGAGCAAGGCCCGGAAACUUGGAGAAAGUCUUCGCCGUGCUAAGAAUGAACUCUCAAUGAAACGAGACAGUCAGAGGCGACGUGAAGGAUCUCUAGGAAUUUCGGCCUCUUAA
This is a messenger RNA of Talaromyces atroroseus, 3729 nucleotides long. RefSeq lists its product as hypothetical. Gene Ontology annotation, cellular component: microtubule organizing center. Bases 1 to 3729 code for a protein of 1242 amino acids. The transcript is spliced from 3 exons. Lineage: Eukaryota; Fungi; Ascomycota; Eurotiomycetes; Eurotiales; Trichocomaceae. The record is from RefSeq and is a predicted model, not a curated record.